GCCGGUUUCUGGAGUCUUCCAAUUCUAAGCGUUUUGGGUGGGGCUGUCUAGAGUUUCUCUCGUAUCUCCUCGCCCAAAACCAUCCCAUUCACUUCUCUCAGUAGUUAGGAUAGCUUUUUGCUGAGGUUCCGUGUCAGAAUCAUCAAAGCUGUAGCCUUAAUGCUUCUCUUUGAUCUUAUACUAAAUCCCUCAAUUAUUACAUCUCCUUCUGCUUCCUCCCUUCCCUCUUUUAUCUAUGGUUCGGUCUCAGAAAUUCGUCGACAAUUCCUAGUUACGAUUGGUUCUUCCGCUUCCCUACCCCUUUCUAGUUUUAAUUUCUUUGUUUAGGUAAUAGUAAUGGCUGACGGGGAUGAGAAAAGCACUGAUUUUUACGCUGUUUUGGGUCUGAAGAAGGAAUGCACUGCAUCAGAGCUAAGAAAUGCAUAUAAGAAGCUAGCUUUGCGAUGGCAUCCAGACCGAUGCUCGGCGUCAGGGAAUUCCAAUCUCGAGGAUGAAGCGAAGAAAAAUUUCCAGUCAAUACAAGAAGCUUAUUCUGUUCUCUCAGACGCAAAUAAAAGGUUUCUGUACGACUUGGGAGCAUACGACGGCGAUGAUAAUGACGAAAAUGGGAUGGGCGAUUUUUUGGGUGAAAUGGCGGUGAAGAUGAAGGAGACCAAGUCCAGUGAGAAAGGCAAGGAGAGCUUCGAAGAUCUUCAGGAACUGUUCGACGAAAUGUUCCAGAGUGACCCGGACGCCUCUCCUCCCGCCCCUUCUUUUUCUUCUAUUAAUUUUCACAACGACAAUAGCAAUGAGAACAAGAGAGCUUGUUCCGGGCUGAAAUCCCAGAGAUCCAGCAAUUUCGAUACGGAAGCCAUGCAAAUUCCCAGUUUCUGUAUUGGAGACAGGGAGAAGGGAGGCAAGAUUCCAAGGGGAAAGGAGGAAAGGGAAGGCGGAGGAACACUAUUUGGAGGAAAUCAUGAUGCGUCAGGAAGAGAUUUAAAAAACAAGAAAAGGAUUUCUUUGGGUUUGAUCUAAGAUGGAGAUCACAGCUCCUCUACUUAUUGUUGUUGUCUCGGUGUUCAUAUCACUGAAGAAUUUUAGAACCAUUAUUAGCCAUGGCAUGUAAAACUAUUAUAUUGCUUCCGUAAUAGGUUUGGCAAUACAAUUUCCUCGGCUACCAAUGGUAUUUGUAAAAGAAAAGAAAAAACAAAACCAAAGAAAAGCUCUUAAAAUAUAAAAUUAAUCCCUAUUUUAGGAUCA
Molecule: messenger RNA, 1239 nt
Organism: Macadamia integrifolia
Lineage: Eukaryota; Viridiplantae; Streptophyta; Magnoliopsida; Proteales; Proteaceae
Product: dnaJ homolog subfamily B member 6-like
Exons: 6
Coding region: 337-1014 (225 amino acids)
Source: RefSeq, a predicted model, not a curated record